GUACUGGCAGCUACUAACUAGCAAGUAUUCCAGUCCGCAAACAACAAAAGCACAGCCUUCUCCAACUUGGCGUGCACCACUGACGACUACCAGUCGUCGCAGCAGCAGUAGUACUAGUACCAGCAGGCAGCAGCUAGCAUAGCAAAUUAAGCAGCCAUGAUGAACACCACUGCAAUGGAGCAAAUGACCAAGUACUACUGGGGUAUGUUGGGCGCAAGGGCCGCCGCCACUGGUGCUACGACGACGACUAGCAUCAGGUCCUGGCAGCCACCGGCGCAUGGCAGCGGCGGCGGCGAGCCGUCAUGGGAGGAACUGGCGUUCGCGCGGGACGCGGCGGGGCACCUCGGCGGCUGCAUGUGGCCGCCGCGCUCCUACACGUGCACCUUCUGCGAGCGAGAGUUCCGGUCCGCGCAGGCGCUCGGUGGCCACAUGAACGUGCACCGCCGCGACCGGGCUCGCCUCCGGCAGUGCGCCUCCCCGGAUCAUGACGUCGUCCAGGACGCGCAGCAGCAACAGCCGAUCGCCUGUCCAGAUGAUCAUCAGCAGCAGCACCAGCUUCUGCAAGUGCAAGAAUCUCCCUUGUUCAGGGCGAAGGCAGUAUUUCUCUCUGACCCUAAAUCUACUUGUGAUGGUCAACUAACUUAUAAUAAUAAGGAAGAGGCUGUGAUUAGCACUACUACCUCUCCUUCAUACAUAUCAACCAUCAUCAAGGAGAGCAAGAACAAGGUCGUCAUAUCCAUACCUGCAGCGACAGCGGAGAGGAAAGAAGCUCUAGAAAGGGACGAGGAGGUCAUGGCGGAGAGGAGGAAGCGGAGGAGAGUCGAUCAGCCGCCAGAUGAGGCGGUGCUUCCCUUCUUCUUGCGGCUGCCGGCGCCGUGCGAAAGAGUUGAACAUGAUGCAAAGGUACCCAAAGUAAUCACAAGCCCUAGCUCCAGUUUACUUCAUCUCGCGGGCCGGCAAGAAGUGGAUCUGGAGCUCAGGCUUGGGAGUAGUCCUAAAGUAGCGUGAGUGGAUCCUUAAUUCUCCAGCGUCAUCUCUUCUCACCAUCUGAUCUUGAGUGUGUGCGUGCACAAUUGAAACAUAUAUGCUUCAUCGAUCCUUGGUGAUUAGGAUUUUUCAGUUUUUCUUCCUCCUCUCUUCUCGAUUAAUUUGUGUGUGGGUUUCUUUGGUCAUCUUCUGCAUGAUUGUUCUUGAUUUAAUCAAAGCCGACGUGUCGUUGGCCAAAGGCCUUAUUCUUCUCUACAUGAUUGUCGAGUUCUACGUACAGAUACAUCAACAAUAUUUCAAGUGCUGCGGAUUGUAAACAACUGUUGUAAUAGAUUGUAUGUUAAUUGUCAAACUAAUACUAUAUAAUUGUGUAUAUGAUCACGAAAUCAAAACAUUGAUAUUAUAUGCAGUACCUUAUAAAAUUUCCCAGCUAAAUAGGUCGAUAUGACCGGAUUAGAAAUGAUGAACCUUUCUAUGUGUUCGAUUUCUCUUCCUUUGACGCCUAUUGGUACAUGAUUCGCUAAUUGUUGGAUUGUUGUUUGUUGAUGAUCACUUGCUUCUAUGCUUUUCCUUCUUAACAUAAUGGUAAUUUUGUUUAGAUUUGGAGUAAUGGAUCAUUCAAGUACCUUUAUUUAUCACUGUUCGACGAACAUAGAAAGAGGAGCUUGCUGGGGAGCUUGUACAAAAGAUCAAUUGAAAUUGAAAUUAAAUAACAAAUAUAUAUCAAUAAAAACGAUUGCCAUUAUUUUUCCAAUAAAAACGAUUGCCUUAGUUUGUGAGCUGUAUAUUGUGAUGCAUUGGCCUGCUGGUGCUUGAUUUCCCCUUCAACCAUAAGCAAGCUAAGGUUGCUUGUUAUUUUAGUUCAGAUCACAAGCAAACAGUAGAUAGGGCAAAGUGGUCAUCUGUUCUUGUCUUAUGCCCUAUAUGUAUCUCUAUGGGGCAAAAGGUCAUUAUUGUAAGAAAUGUUUCUCCAUUAUUAUAUCAUAUCAAGAUUAGAGUACUGAUAUAAAGGUGGGUAUAUUUUAACAAUGGUUUAUACUAUUAUGUUACAGUACACUGACACUUAAUGUACGCACACCACACAUUAUGCUAUCUUUUUUUUCAGGUUACCAGUUAUAUAUGAGGUUUUUUAAGUAUCUUUUUUCUGGAUUUGUUUGGAUGGUCCUUGCCUCGCUAGCUUGAUCCAUAUAUGCAUUGUACAGUGGAAAGCUUGUAUUGAUCACACCAGUUGAGACAGAGGGAACAAAGCACCAACCGGGUGUUGAUGAUGCAUGCUGCCACCAUUGUCUUCUUUGUCUGGUCUGGUCUGGUCUGAUCUGGAGAGGGAGAUAGAGAGAGAGAGAGAGGUCCGUGCAUGAGAGAGAGAUCCGUGCAAGAUGCAGCAGUGCAGGGGGGCACAGUGUUUGCAUUAUUCCAUGCAUGGCAGUACGUACGUAUCCAUCUCGAUGGCAUGGGUAUUCGGUGCUGGAAUGUGUCAGUGGCAUAUACUGUGAGUGGGUGGACGAGAAGGCGC
Messenger RNA from Phragmites australis (common reed), 2500 nucleotides. Its product is annotated as zinc finger protein 10-like. Bases 157 to 1008 code for a protein of 283 amino acids. The record is from RefSeq and is a predicted model, not a curated record. Lineage: Eukaryota; Viridiplantae; Streptophyta; Magnoliopsida; Poales; Poaceae. The transcript has a single exon.